AAUGAAUCCAAAUAAAUACCGCUAAUUUGAGACAGUAUCUGCCAAAACAGUAACAAUGAAGCUCCUAGUGAUCGUUUGCGCCCUUAUUGCAGCGUGCAGUUGUGCACCGCCAUCCAUGAUCCCAGGAGACAAUAGUCACUACGUAGAUGGUGAAAGUCGGUACGUCUGGAUACCAGAUGGAGAGGGCGUACCCCAUCUCGUUGAUUUGGAAGAACCUGUCGAUGAAGAUGUCCUUAACGGAAGAAAUGGCGCAAACAAUCAAUACUGGCUGUUCACGAGACGCAAUCCCAACAAUGCCCAAAUCCUUCGCAAUGGGAAUGCUGGCUCAGUCACUAGCUCCAACUACGAUCGCAACCGUCCCCUAAAGGUCAUCGUCCACGGCUGGAACAGCAACGGCAAUUCGAACAUUAACCCUAUCAUCAGAUCAGCAUUCUUAGCUGUUCAAGACUGCAACGUGAUUGUUGUCGACUGGCGCGAUCUAGCAAAUAGGAACUACGUUACUGCCGCAAAUGGUGUACCCGGCGUUGGACAGUUCCUUGGCAACUUUUUGGUUUGGCUUAUCAAUACUGCUGGCGGUAACUGGAACAACGUCCACUUAGUCGGCUUCAGUUUGGGUGCUCACGUUGUAGGAAAUGCAGGUCGCACCGCAGGAGGCAGGCCUAGACGUGUUACAGGUCUCGAUCCCGCUGGUCCGAGGUGGGGCGGUAACUCAAAUGCUCUAAACCGCAACGCUGGUGGAUAUGUUGAAUGCAUUCACACUGACGGUGGACUCUUAGGCAUCUUCGACCCAAUCGGUAACACCGACUUCUAUCCCAACGGAGGUCGAAACGCACAACCGGGAUGCUGGGUCAGCACUUGCUCCCACAGCCGUGCAUACGAUCUCUUCGCAUCGACAGUAAGAACUAAUCACUUGGUUGGAAGGCGAUGCAACAAUUUAAAUGAGGCUAGAAAUGUGCAAUGUUCUGGUGCCACUCUUAACAUGGGUAAUGGAAUUAUAAAUAAAUCUGGAUCUGGACUUUACGGUCUUCGAACUGGCGACAGAUGGCCUUACUAAAAACUGAAGAUAUUGGCUUAAUAAAAAACGACUUAUCAUAA
Messenger RNA from Papilio xuthus (Asian swallowtail), 1095 nucleotides. RefSeq names its product pancreatic triacylglycerol lipase-like. NCBI's taxonomy places the organism in Eukaryota, Metazoa, Arthropoda, Insecta, Lepidoptera, Papilionidae. Gene Ontology annotation, biological process: lipid catabolic process. The record is from RefSeq and is a predicted model, not a curated record. Gene Ontology annotation, molecular function: serine hydrolase activity; lipase activity. The coding region runs from base 56 to 1054 and encodes 332 amino acids. The transcript has 5 exons.